AUCAUCACCUUGAGACGGUGGCUAGAAAUUGGCCUUUCAGGCUCGCUGUGCCUCUAAAUGAACCGUUAGACGAUUGAAGCAGGCAGAUUGCACUAAAAGUUCCGAACAGCGGAUGUUGCCCCUAGCCGGCUUGCACUCGACAUCAUUAACCAUCCCUUUACGUUUCUUUCAUCCGUUCGAUAUGGUUGCAGAUGACGUUACUCCAUCACAUCAACGUCUCAGUGACCACGACAGCUCUACAAUAGACGCAAUGAGUCAUACGUCUGAUGAUGUGCCGCAAGGUGCCCAAGGAGAUGGUCAGAAGCAAUUCUAUAUCUUUGGUCAUAACAUCUCGCACUCUCUAUCUCCAACACUUCACAACGCCGGCUUCAAAGCCGUCAGCCUAUCGCAUCACUACCAAAUUCACGAAAGCGAAAAUGUUGAUGAGUCAGUCGAGCGCAUAGUUCGCCGGCCAGACUUUGGUGGUGCAUCUGUCACGUUUCCGCAUAAGCUACAGAUCGGCAAAUUCCUAGACUCAGUCUCUCCAAGAGGAGAGAACAUUGGAGCUAUCAAUACCGUCGUUGUUCUCGAGUUCAAUGGGUCAAGAGUGCUUCAUGGAGACAACACAGAUUGGAUCGGCAUCAAGAGAUGUGUUGAGAAGUCAGGAACUCGAGAGUUUGCAUCAUCGUCAGCUCUGGUGCUAGGUGCUGGAGGUGCUGCUAGAGCGGCAUGCUACGCUGUACAGACACUGGGCUUUGGGGAGCUCAUAAUCGUCAACAGGACCGUGAGCAAAGCCGAGGAUCUCGCAUCACGAUUCCCUGACCUAAAGACCCGCGCACUCUCAACAUUGGAGGAGGCAGCUAUUGCGAAGGAAGCUCAGAUCAGACUGAUAGUUGCCUGCGUGCCAGCUGACGAUCUGGGAGCUGAGAAGAUCCCUAGUGGCUUGUUCUCAGGAACUAGUGAUGGGGUACUGGUAGAGAUGGCAUAUAGGCCUCAGGUGACGGGGAUGAUGACAGUUGCUGAGGAAUAUCCUGGUUGGAAAGUGUACAGGGGGGUUGAUGUGUUGGAAGAGCAGGCAUAUGCCCAGUUUGAGUUGUGGACUGGAAGAGAGGCUCCGGUUGAGGCCAUGAGAGCUGCUAUGCAGGCGAAGUUGAAGGAGAAGAUAUGAGGCAUUUUCUCA
This is a messenger RNA of Fusarium redolens, 1159 nucleotides long. RefSeq lists its product as uncharacterized. Gene Ontology annotation, cellular component: cytoplasm. The record is from RefSeq and is a predicted model, not a curated record. Gene Ontology annotation, biological process: chorismate biosynthetic process; shikimate metabolic process. The transcript is spliced from 2 exons. Lineage: Eukaryota; Fungi; Ascomycota; Sordariomycetes; Hypocreales; Nectriaceae. Gene Ontology annotation, molecular function: shikimate 3-dehydrogenase (NADP+) activity. Bases 113 to 1147 code for a protein of 344 amino acids.